GGAGUGGUGGUCUGCUAUAAUCAGCCUGGACAACAUAGUGAAUUCCAGAAUAGCCUGGCCUAUAGAAAGAGCCUCUUUACCCUCUCACCCUCAAAAUUCACUCUAAACCAAAAGGAAACAAACCAACCCCCCAAUAUAAACAACAACAACAAACCCAAGCUGGAAUUAAUGAGAGAAUAGUCCCUGCCCCCUCGGGAAGGUUCCAGGGAAGAACCCCAGCCCCAUUCCAAGCAAGUCACAAUGGCUGAAGCUCUGCGGGGGACCAGGCAACCCGACCCAGGAGGAGAGGAGGAAGUCCAAGAAGAGAUGGAACAACGACCCAGAGAAACUCGAUGCUCCAGGACUAUUCACUACCUGCCUCCUGCUUUAGAUGCUCAAGGCCCACUCUGUACCACCUCAUCCAUCUUCAGGUCCUUUCUAGCUCCUAGGAGUUCUUCCAUCCUGAAGGGUCCACGAUCUCAGCCUACCACUCACCCUACCUCGUUGCCCAGGCUGUGGUUGCCCUCCUGUCCAAGCUCCUUUCUCCCUAACAGGCUGCCAGUCAUCCCUAUUUCAACUUACCUGACUUCACCCAGCCAUCGCCGCCCUCCACUCCAUCCAGCCUCACUUCGAACCAUCACAAUCGCUGCGGGCCCUCCAAUGCCACCAAAGGCCUGUUUGUGGCCCUGCUGGGUGGAGGCCUGUCUGCUGGCUUCGUGGGCCCAUUCUCCCGUAUGGCUUACCAGACAUCCCAAUUGCCCUCAUUGGAGCUGCUCAUCUUUCGAUGCCUCUUCCACCUUCCCAUCGCUUUGAUACUUAAGUUUCGUGGUGAUCCACUGCUGGGACCUCCUGAUGUUCGGGUUCGGGCCUUCCUUCAUGCCAUUCUCAAUGUCCUCAGCAUUGGCUGUGCCUACAGUGCCGUUCAGGUGGUGCCCGCCGGCAACGCAGUCACUGUUCGAAAAGGUUCUUCCACCGUGUGCUCGGCCCUUCUUGCACUCUGCCUCGAGAGCCAGCGUCUCAGCGGCUAUGCCUGGUGUGGUCUGUUUGGCAGCACCCUUGGACUAAUCAUCAUUGUGGGACCUGGACUAGGGACAUUGCAAGAGGGGACUACUGGCCUCUACACAGCCCUGGGCUAUGUACUGGCUUUCCUGGGAGGUCUGGCUCUGUCGCUGGGGCUGCAGGUUUACCGUUCUCUACACUUCCCCUCCUGCCUACCAACUGUGGCCUUCCUAUUUGGCCUGGUGGGGCUAAUAGUCUCUGUACCAGGCCUCUUUGUGCUACAGACCCCCGUGCUACCACAAGACACUCUGAGCUGGAGCUGUAUGGUGGCAGUGGGGCUCCUUGCGUUGGUUUCCUUUGUAUGUGUAAGCUAUGCAGUCACCAAGGCCCACCCUGCCCUGGUAUGUGCUGUCCUGCACUCUGAGGUCGUGGUAGCCCUGAUGCUGCAGUAUUACGUGCUCUAUGAGACUGUGGCACCUUCUGACAUCAUGGGAGCAGGGGUUGUGUUGGGCAGCAUUGCCAUCAUUACUGCCCAGAACUUCAGUUGUGAUAAGGAAGGGCAAGUGGAGGAGUGAAAUCAAACUUGAGAGCCUGGGGGAGGGUGGGACAGGGGUAAAUAGGAGAGACAGGAAUAAAAACCAUGGAAGAACAAAUGCCUGGCAAAGAACUGGUGUGGAGGACCAGUGAGAAGGCUCAGCAGGUAAAGGCUAGUGCUACCAAGCUUGCUCUCACAUGGUAGGUAGAUGGAGAGAACCGACUUCUACAGAUUAGAUUAUCCUCUCUAUACAUGCGCUGUGGCAUGCUUACACACAGAAUAAAAAAUAUUAAAAAAAAAAAAAAAACAAAAAACAAAA
This is a messenger RNA of Rattus norvegicus (Norway rat), 1832 nucleotides long. The record is from RefSeq and is a predicted model, not a curated record. NCBI's taxonomy places the organism in Eukaryota, Metazoa, Chordata, Mammalia, Rodentia, Muridae.